AUGAAAGAGAGAGAGUCCAGACGAUCUCCGGAAAAGAUUCCUGUGACGUCAAAUUUCCGACUCAGAAGGGGAGAUUCACUGGGCUCACCUGCACCUGCUCCAUUGCGACGUAUUCCACAGGAACCAAGCUAUGGAGAGGAUUCCAGUGAACGUGGGAGAUCGAUGGUUGAAGAUAAAUACAAGGAGACCGAGCGCAAAAUAGAUGAAGCUAUUCGUCACUACACACCGGAGUAUUUCAAAAAGAGAAUGAGUUUAUCACCAACUUUACCCUUGUGGAAAUGCGAGUUGUUGGCCAGGAAGCUGUCCAGUGAAAAGAUACAAAAAGUUCAAGAAGAAGCUUGGGUAUGGUUUCUCUUCUGA
Cooperia oncophora is the source of this 360-nucleotide messenger RNA. The record is from the annotation of a GenBank genome assembly. Lineage: Eukaryota; Metazoa; Nematoda; Chromadorea; Rhabditida; Trichostrongylidae.